AUGGGUGAGCGCAUCGGGUAUUUGGGGCCGGCAGGGACUUACACCGAGCAGGCAGCCCUGCUAUAUGCCCCGGAGGCUGAGUUCACGCCGUUGCCGACCAUCAAUGCAGUGGGCGCUGGCGUAGCCAACGGUGAUCUGGAUGCCGGGGUAGUGCCCAUAGAAAACAGCCUGGAGGGUUCGGUUACAUUUACUCAAGACUUGCUUAUCACUCAAACCGGAUUAUCCAUCAGGAAUGAGGUGGUGAUACCGAUUGAUCACUUUCUCGUUGCACCGCCAGGUGUGGAAGCGGAUCAGGUCCGUGUAAUAUUUUCUCACCCGCAGGCAUUGGCGCAGUGCCGCGCUUAUCUGGAAUCCAGAUUCCCAUUGGCGCAAAAUGAGGCUUCUCUAAGCACUGCUGCUGCCGUGGCUGACAUGCAGGGCAGCUCCGUACCCGCAGCGGCCAUCUGUCCUCAACGGGCUACAGAACUGUACGACGUCCAAGUGCUGGAUCGUGGCAUUCAGGACAAUCCGAUUAAUCAGACCAGGUUCGCUGUGUUGGCCCGAACUGAUCACGCCAUGACAGGACAUGACCGGACAUCGAUCUGUUUUUCGUUCACCGUUGAUCGACCCGGAAGCUUGUACCACUGCAUCGGCGAGUUUGCCCAACGAAACAUUAAUCUCGUGAAAAUAGAAAAGCCGUCCCACCAAACAGGCGCUGGGGCGUUACAUAUUCCUGAUCGAUUUGGCUGGCCACCGCCAGGAAACGGACGUAGCGGCGGCUUUGGAGGGUCUGAGGCAAAGGGUAGACAUGUUGAAGAUCCUGGGUUCCUACCCGACGUGGGAACCGCCACACGACUGAACCGACGCCAGAACGCCCCAAUUAGUAAGACCGGCCCACUUGGGAGCCGGUCUUACUUUGGCCAUCAUGCGCUAAGAGCGUGUCGCCCGCGCUGA
This is a messenger RNA of Geodia barretti, 933 nucleotides long. NCBI's taxonomy places the organism in Eukaryota, Metazoa, Porifera, Demospongiae, Tetractinellida, Geodiidae. The record is from the annotation of a GenBank genome assembly.